Molecule: messenger RNA, 1877 nt
Organism: Babjeviella inositovora NRRL Y-12698
Lineage: Eukaryota; Fungi; Ascomycota; Pichiomycetes; Serinales
Product: arginine--tRNA ligase
Exons: 1
Coding region: 60-1877 (605 amino acids)
Biological process (GO): mitochondrial translation; arginyl-tRNA aminoacylation
Cellular component (GO): cytoplasm; mitochondrion
Molecular function (GO): arginine-tRNA ligase activity; ATP binding
Source: RefSeq, a predicted model, not a curated record
GACUCGCCACGCUUCUUCGAAGACCCAUCCUCCCCAACUUCCCAAGAUUACACCACACCAUGUCUGUUGAAUCCAUCACUUCCAGAGUUUCCGCGCUCGGUCUUACCCUGCCGGCCUCCUUCGAGGGCUCGCUUCCAGACCACAACACUAUUGAUUUGUUGAGAAACUUUGUUACCGAAGAGCUCGCCAAGGUCUCUGGGGUUGACGCUUCGCUCAUCUAUCCAGCAUUGGACUGGCCUAGCACCAUGGACAAGGGUGACUUGAUCAUCGCCAUCCCCCGCCUUCGCGUGAAGGGCGCCAAGCCGGCGGAGUUGGCGGAGAAGUGGGCGGCUGAGUUCCCCAAAUCCGAGUUCCUCUCUGAGGUUAGAGCGCAGGGACCGUUUAUCCAGUUCUUCUCUGCGCCAAAAUUCCUCUACAAUGUGGUUGUCAAUGAUGUGUUGACCAGAACCGCGGCGUACGGGUCCGCGCCGUUGGGGGCCAACAAGAAGGUGAUUAUCGAGUUUUCCUCGCCAAACAUUGCCAAGCCGUUCCACGCAGGCCACCUCAGAUCCACCAUCAUCGGUGGGUUCUUGUCUAACUUGUACGAAAAGUGCGGCUGGAAUGUCACCAGAAUGAACUACUUGGGCGACUGGGGGAAGCAGUUUGGUUUGCUCGCCGUCGGGUUCGAGCGCUACGGUAGCGAGGAAACGCUCAGCACUGACCCCAUCAACCACUUAUUCGAGGUCUAUGUUAAGAUCAACCAGGAUAUCACUGCGGAGGGCGAUUCCGUUGCGCCAGAAGAAUCCACCAACGAGAAGGCCAGAGCCUACUUCAAGAGAAUGGAGGACGGUGACGAGGCCGCUCUCAAGAUCUGGAAGCGCUUCAGAGACUUGUCCAUUGAAAGAUACAUCGACACUUACGCGCGUCUUAACAUUCACUACGACGUGUACGCCGGUGAGUCACAGGUUUCGGCCGAGAAGAUGAAGGAAGCCACUGACUUGUUUGAGGAGAAGGGUUUGCUCGUUGAAGACAAGGGCGCUAAGUUGAUCGAUCUCACCAAGUUCAACAAGAAGUUGGGCAAGUGUCUUGUGCAAAAGUCCGACGGGACGUCGUUGUACCUCACCCGUGAUGUUGGUGGCGCCAUUGAACGUUACGAGAAGUACAAGUUUGACAAAAUGAUUUACGUCAUCGCGUCGCAGCAGGAUUUGCACACCGCACAGUUCUUCGAGAUCCUCAAGCAGAUGGGCUUUGACUGGGCCAGCAAGUUGGAGCACGUCAACUUCGGGAUGGUCUUGGGGAUGUCGACCCGUAAGGGGACCGUUGUCUUCUUGGACAACAUCUUGGAGGAGACCAAGGAAGCUAUGCACGAGGUUAUGAAGACGAAUGAGGCCAAGUAUGCGCAGAUUCCCGAUCCGGAGAAGGUUGCCGAUCUUGUCGGUGUCUCCGCUGUCAUGAUCCAGGAUAUGCAGGCCAAGAGAGUCAAUAACUAUGAAUUCAAGUGGGAGAGAAUGACCUCUUUCGAGGGUGACACCGGUCCGUACUUGCAGUACGCACACUCCAGAUUGCGUUCCGUCGAGAGAAAGUCCGAGAUCCCGGCCGAGAAGUUGGUUGGGGCCAACCUCGACUUAUUGACCGAGCCGUGCGCCGAGAUGUUGGUGCGUAUCUUGUCGCAAUACCCAGACGUCUUGCGCAACGCGUUAAAGACCCACGAGCCUUCGACUGUUGUUACCUACUUGUUCAAGUUGACCCACCAGGUCUCGUCUUGUUACGACAUUCUCUGGGUUGCGGGUCAGGAGGAGGACUUGGCCGUCGCGAGAUUGGCGCUUUACGCUGCUGCUAGACAGGUGCUCUACAACGGUAUGACCUUGUUGGGUCUUACCCCGGUUGAUAGAAUGUAA